UGCAUUCUCAUUGGUCCUUGCCAAGCCUAUAAAUCUACUCACUGUAGCGGUCGACGAGGGAAAGCGGAAUAAGCAAAUCCGAGGAGGAUGCGCACAUCACGCCAUCAUCACUCGCAUGCUGCUGAAGCCGGUAGUGAUCGGAAAUGUGGCCCAAAUUCAAGCUGAUGAUUUGUAAUUACAGUGUCUUAUUUGCGUUAUUAUCAAGUGGAUCAUCAUCAUCUCUUUGUCUCAUACGCUUACCGCAACCGGAAGAGAAUUACACAUCUAGUCAAAUUUGAUACGAACUAGAAUCGUGUAGGCCUAUGUCUAAGUGAAGGGUGUUAAUUUAGUCGAAAUGGUGGCAGGUGAGGUUCUUCAGGAGCAGCAUGUUCUGCCCGACAGCACACCUGACGGCGCUGUCACUGAAGGAAAUACAAACGAGGACAGCGCCUACAAGGAGCUUUCCAAUGGAUCGGUCCGUAUAACGCUGGAUCCGAAGGUGCUGGAACAGGAGCUUCCACCACCGGACGAGAAAGAGGCGAUGCUGUCCGGUGAACAGAGUAACGGAACGCUGGAGACGAGACUCUACUGGAGGCGCUUUGCCGUUCUCGCGGUGUUCAGCCUCUAUUCGCUCGUCAACGCCUUUCAGUGGAUCCAGUACUGCAUCAUUGCAAACAUCUUCAUGGGCUAUUAUAAUGUGUCAAGCAUCGCGAUUGACUGGCUCUCCGUGGUCUAUAUGGCCACGUAUGUACCUUUAAUCUUCCCCGCGACGUGGCUGUUGGAUAAGAAGGGGCUGCGGAUGACGGCGUUGUUAGGGGCCGGGUUGAAUGCCCUGGGCGCGUGGGUGAAGUGCGCCAGCGUGGGGCCCGGCCUGUUCUGGGUCACCAUGACCGCACAGAUCAUAUGCUCUGUGGCACAGGUGUUCAUCCUCGGCCUCCCCUCCAGAAUCGCGUCGGUUUGGUUCGGCCCGAGAGAAGUUUCCACGGCCUGUGCCGCAGCGGUGUUGGGCAACCAGCUUGGUGUAGCCAUAGGUUUCCUGCUCCCACCUGUACUGGUUCCCAACACAGCUGACAACAAAGAACUCAUGGGCCACAACAUCAGCAUAAUGUUCUAUGGAACAGCUGGAAUUUCAACUCUGCUCUUCUUUCUAACAGUAUUUGUCAUCAAGGACAGACCUGCACUCCCACCCAGCAAAGCACAAGCUGUUCUCUCCACUGGUCCAGCCGAAGACUAUUCAUACAAGAAAUCAAUCAUCAACCUCUUCAAGAACAAGCCAUUCAUUCUGCUCCUCAUCAGCUAUGGCAUCAUGACCGGAUCAUUCUACUCUGUAUCUACACUUCUCAAUCAAAUGAUAAUUUUUCAUUAUCCGGGUGAAGAGCUAAACACAGGGAGAAUCGGCUUGACUUUGGUGGUGGCUGGAAUGUUUGGCUCCAUACUGUGUGGAAUCUGGUUGGAUCGUACUAAAACCUAUAAGUAUGUAUAUCUGCCAAACCUUCUGUGUGUCAAAACCGCAGAAGUGGUCAUUGGUCAGGUGUAUAUGCCUCAUGUUACUACAAUUCUUUUGGAAAGGUUUUUUAUGACUGGUUACCUUCCCAUUGGCUUCGAAUUUGGGGUCGAAAUCACAUACCCUGAGUCGGAGGGCACGUCAUCUGGUCUUCUGAAUGCAUUUGCACAGGUGUUCGGCAUCAUUUUUACUUUCAUCCAAGGGCACCUUACCACAUACUAUAGCCCACUCAGCGGAAACAUUUUCUUGUGUGCUUGGAUUUUCCUUGGCAUCAUCCUAACAGCUCUGAUUAAAUCAGACCUCAAAAGACACGGCGUCAAUGUGAGCAAUAUAAACAAAGGACAAGCAGUUCCCACUGAGCUGCCUUCUGAAAAAGCAUCCAGUGACGUCAAGCAGGAGUCUUCUAGCUUACCUUGUGAGACUUCAAUUUAAGUCUUAAACGUCUCCAACAGCACAGCAGACAUCACAACAGAUCACAGACUCUCCUGAGAUGACUUGAAAUCUCCUUAUUUUGCUUUAAUGUUAUGAUAUUAUAAAGAAUUUUCAGUGAAAACAGACAGUGAUAAGUGUUCACAAAUAUGCUGUGAAUUAAUUUCUCCAAAUGUAGGCCGAAAUGUGCACAUACAGUCUGUCUGUAUAUGAUACAUGCAUGAUACUUUUUAUUUGUUUCAAGAAUUGUGGACCAAAUGUUAGGUAUUUAACAGGGCUUGUAAUGCCUAUAUGCACAAUCCUGUUAGUGUGAUUGGAACAGCAUGUUUGUUUGCUUCGUCUCAAAGGACCUUUCUGACUGUGUGCUACUGUGAAGCAGUGUUGUUCAUUGGUACAUCUGCUGAUCAUGUAAUAAUUCCACAAAGGCUAUAAAUUCUCAUUUUAUUUUUUCAGGAUGAUGAAGAUUGCCCAUAUGUUAAAUGAAGAGUGUUCUGUAAACCGAAA
Messenger RNA from Sinocyclocheilus grahami, 2416 nucleotides. Its product is annotated as feline leukemia virus subgroup C receptor-related protein 1-like. The record is from RefSeq and is a predicted model, not a curated record. Gene Ontology annotation, molecular function: heme binding; heme transmembrane transporter activity. NCBI's taxonomy places the organism in Eukaryota, Metazoa, Chordata, Actinopteri, Cypriniformes, Cyprinidae. Gene Ontology annotation, cellular component: membrane; mitochondrion. The transcript is spliced from 10 exons. Gene Ontology annotation, biological process: heme export; transmembrane transport; erythrocyte differentiation. Bases 335 to 1915 code for a protein of 526 amino acids.